Messenger RNA from Cornus florida, 1105 nucleotides. RefSeq names its product ubiquinol oxidase 2, mitochondrial-like. The coding region runs from base 13 to 1041 and encodes 342 amino acids. Gene Ontology annotation, biological process: alternative respiration. Gene Ontology annotation, cellular component: mitochondrion. The transcript is spliced from 4 exons. NCBI's taxonomy places the organism in Eukaryota, Viridiplantae, Streptophyta, Magnoliopsida, Cornales, Cornaceae. The record is from RefSeq and is a predicted model, not a curated record. Gene Ontology annotation, molecular function: alternative oxidase activity.
GAAUAUCUAUUAAUGAUGAUGAUGAGUCGUAGCGCGACGAGGGUCGUCCGUUCGGCAAUGGGUCAUGCAGGCCCACACUUUUUCUCAACUGCAAUAGUCCGUUCCGCAGCUAAUGAGUCGGUCACAUGCUUUCUUAAUGCUAAACCGGAGAGGACAAUUGUGACGUUGUUUAGGGUUCCGGUCAUGGGUUUACGGAAUGAGAGUACAAUGGCCGUCGGUGAGGAGAAGAAAGCGCAGACCGGUCCGACAACAGGCGGCACCCAUGGUGGUUCGAAUGACAAGACUAUCGUGAGUUACUGGGGCAUUCAGCCACGAAAGAUCACUAAGGAGGACGGAACAGAAUGGCUGUGGACUUGUUUCAAGCCAUGGGAGACAUACAAGUCCGACGUAUCAAUAGAUCUGAAGAAGCACCAUAAGCCUGAAAAAUUCUUGGACAAAGUGGCAUAUUGGACAGUCAAGGUUCUCAGAAUCCCCACUGACCUAUUCUUUAAGAGAAACUUUGUGUAUCGAGUAAUGAUGCUAGAAACAAUCGCUGCAGUCCCGGGCAUGGUGGGAGGGUUGCUGCUCCACUGCCAGUCAUUGAGGCGGUUCGAGCACAGCGGGGGUUGGAUUAGAGCUCUGCUUGAAGAAGCUGAAAAUGAAAGGAUGCACCUCCUGACAUUCAUGGAGGUAGCCAUGCCCAACUGGUACGAGCGCGCUCUUGUUUUCGGGGUACAGGGUGUUUUCUUCAAUGCCUAUUUCACCGCCUACUUGGUUUCCCCAAAGUUGGCUCACCGCAUUGUGGGUUAUUUGGAAGAGGAGGCCGUUCAUUCCUACACCGAGUUUCUCAAGGAGAUCGAUAAUGGCAACAUAAAGAAUGUCCCUGCGCCGGCCAUAGCCAUCGAUUACUGGCGCCUCUCACCGGACGCCACUCUCAAAGAUGUGGUCUUCGUUGUAAGAGCAGAUGAAGCUCACCACCGCGAUGUUAACCACUUUGCAUCGGACAUACAUUAUCAAGGACAUGAGCUGAAUGUUGCUCCAGCACCCGUUGGAUAUCACUGAAAGAUCAGAAAUAUUUUGGUUAUUUAACUGUAUCAUGAGGUCUAUUUAUAACUGCAAGUAUUUU